Lactuca virosa is the source of this 999-nucleotide messenger RNA. Lineage: Eukaryota; Viridiplantae; Streptophyta; Magnoliopsida; Asterales; Asteraceae. The record is from the annotation of a GenBank genome assembly.
AUGCAAUCCAUCAACUCAUCGACUAUAAUUCAACCUUCUUCUUCUGUGAAUUUAACAAGACGAACCCAGAGAUUAAAAAGCAAGCCUACCAACAUAUCUGCAAUUCCUAUGUUUGACUUGACAAUAGAUGAAGAAGUUAAUGAUCAACAUACACAUGCAAACAUAGCUAAAGGUGUAUCAAAAGAUUACAUUGAUCAUGGUGACCAGAAUGUUGUAUGUCAAAUAUGUAAUGCAAAGUUAUGGACGGAUGAAUCUAUUAGAGGAAAAGAUAAACAUAAUACAAGUUUUUCACUAUAUUGUGGUUAUGGCAAGGUUGAGUUGCCAGAUUCUAAAGAAGCGCCGCCAACUUACCUAAAUCUUUAUCGUUCAACAGAUUCUAAAUCCAAAUACUUCAUUAAUAACAUUCGUCGUUACAAUUCAAUGUUUCCGUUUACCUCAAUGGGUGGGAAAGUUUAUGCAUCCAUUAAUAUUGGAAAAGCUCCAUACAUAUUCAGACUUGGCGGUCAAAAUUAUCAUAGAAUUGGAAGUCUAUUACCCUCAAAUGGAUCUAAACCAAAAUUCUCUCAGUUAUACAUAUAUGACACUGACAAUGAGGAGUCAAAUAGGCAAACAAUUUUUAGUCGACAAGAAGAUGCAUCUACAUCAACUUAUGAUUCAAUUGAUCUUCAAAUUAUACACGAUUUGAAGCUUAUGUUGGAUUCGAAUAAUGUGUUGGUUCAGUCUUAUAGGAUGGUAAGAGAUUGUUUCCAAGACAAUCCUCACAUUGACCUUAAGUUACGCCUUAUUGGAAAAAGGAUACAAGAUGGAAGGACAUAUAACUUACCGUCUGCAUAUGAGGUUGCCGCUCUAAUUGUUGGAGACAUUGAUGAUUCUUUUCAAAAUAGAGAUAUCAUUGUACAAAAUUCAUCGGGAUCUCUUGAACGUAUUAGUGAAUUACAUCCUUCUUAUCUCGCUCUUCAGUAUCCACUACUCUUUCCAUAUGGUGAUGAGGGUAUAUAG